UGGUAACAGGACCUGAGUAUUUUGAUAAUGCGCCACAGUUAAGGGAAAAACCCACCAACAUCGGUCUUCACUCGGAGUUUACAGCCAACAAUCAAGUUUAUUCUGAGAACACGUUUUUGUUUGUAACUUUUGCUCAUUUAACCUGGUUUAAUUAUGGUUAAAGUUACAUUCAACUCCGCUUUGGCACAUAAAGAGCUGGAGAAAGGAGAAAGGGAUGAGGCUCUAAUCCCACAGGAAGGGGAUGUGGAGGAGGUCCUGCGGGUCAGACAGCGGUCCUGGGCCUGGUGCUGGUGCGUCUUCCUGGGUCUGGUCCUCCUGCUGCCUGGGGUGGUGGUCGGUGGAAUUUACCUGUACGAGCGUUACAGCUCAAGGGAUUUUUUCAGUGGCGAGCUCGAUGGUGCUGUUCCGCAGGAGGAUGAGGUGUAUUUCUGCGGCCUGAGCUACAGCCAGGAGAACUACAUGGUUCCCGACAGCGAAGAGUACAGCGCACCUCUGAAGAGGAUCGACGAACGAGUGCGGAUCCUGGAGAAGCAGCAGGUGGAGCUGAUCAGCGUGCCCGUGCCGGAGUUCAGCGACAGCAACGCCGCCGAGAUCGUGCACGACUUCGUCCUUAAUCUGACUGCUUACCUGGAUCUGAGUCUGAAUAAGUGUUACAUCACCCCACUGAACACGUCUGUUGUCAUGCCACCCAGAGACCUUAUAGAUCUGCUCAUCAACAUCGAGGCCGGCACCUACCUGCCGCAAUCAUACAUGGUGCGUGAGCAGAUGGUUGUAACUGAGAAGGUGGAGGAUAUGGAGCAGCUCGGCUACUCCAUCUACAUGCUGUGCAAAGACAAAGACACUUACAAUCUACAGCGCAGGGACACCAUAUCAGGCAUUCAGAAGCGUGAGGCUCUCAACUGCCACAAAAUCCGCCAUUUUGAGAACAAGUUUGUGUUGGAGACGCUGAUCUGCGAAUAGUUCCAGCACGAAGAAGCGUUUCUGAGAAAUUCCAUUCGAGUGCAGUGCGACUUCAGCGUCACCUCUGACCUCCUGUUCUUUCAUUUUCUGAAGCUCUUCCCGUUUCCUCUCUGUGUGUGUGGUGCUUCUGCUCUCUGACCUUUUCCUCCGUACAGUAGCAGGACGGUGGAGAACGAGAGGAAAGUCUCUCUCUCUCUCUCUCUCUCUCUCUCACUCUCAGUGAAUUAACAACUUACUUCAUUUGAGCUUUUCUUUUUGUAAAAUAGGGACGAUUAUUUUGGUGUUAGAUUUUGUUUUCAGAUCAAUAUUAAUUCCCCCGAAUGGACUUAAAACACAUUUUGUAUAGCUAAAGGCACGUGUAUAAACAUAAGGCAAUAAAAAAAAAUCCUUUUGUCUUUAUAUAUAUAUAUAAAAAAAAUUAAAAAAAAAAAAAAAAAAAAAAAAACCAACUGUGAAAAUAAGUCACAGGCCAGUUCAGCAUAUUGUACACUGGAACAUGUGAAUAUGUAGGAGAUUAGAGAAGAAAAAAAAUUGAAUGAAGAAAAAUCAUAUAUAUAUAUAUAUAUACACAUAUAUAUAUAUAUAUCUCUGUCGCUUAAUUUCAUCAUCUUGUACACUGGAGCUUUAUGAAGUAACAAAACAAACUGAAUUUAGUUGUAUUAAUUCUAUUGUUUAGAGAUUUUUUUUUCUUACCUUGCUUUUAUUAACUAUGCUAUUAACCAGUUCUAGUAUUAGUAAAGGACAUUUUACUCUAAACGUAACCGUAUUCAGACAUCAGGAAUAAUCAGAAAUAAUGUUUCAGACCUUUUACAUUUCAGAGAUUCUUUGUGAUUUAAAUCCUCAAGCAGAUUUAGAACCUGGAACGGUUCGUCAUACCACAGAUGCGUCUCAGUUAAACACGUUAGAAGUUCUUGUGGAUAAAGUUUACCAAAAGAUAGGAGUAAGUGUAAAAGGUUAACUCAAUAAAACUGGACCACUUCA
This is a messenger RNA of Tachysurus fulvidraco (yellow catfish), 1941 nucleotides long. RefSeq names its product integral membrane protein 2Ba (gene itm2ba). Gene Ontology annotation, biological process: negative regulation of amyloid precursor protein biosynthetic process. Gene Ontology annotation, cellular component: extracellular exosome; plasma membrane; Golgi apparatus. Lineage: Eukaryota; Metazoa; Chordata; Actinopteri; Siluriformes; Bagridae. Gene Ontology annotation, molecular function: amyloid-beta binding. Bases 154 to 960 code for a protein of 268 amino acids. The transcript is spliced from 6 exons. The record is from RefSeq and is a predicted model, not a curated record.